AUGAAGCUGCCAACUUGGAAUUGGCUCACGCUUGUCGCCAGUCUUCUGUUGACUGUCGCAUCAGGCAAUCACCGUGAUGUCUCCCAUAGGAGAGGCUUCACUCCACAGGCACUGGAAGAUCUCCGAGCCAGAUCUCUCUAUGGCCGAGACACUCCGGUUGCUGACCGCCUGUAUUACACAAAUGCCACCAAAGAAUACUUUGUGGAGUCACUACCGGAUAUCCCCAAAAGCUUCAUGACCGAGAUGUACAGCGGCAUCAUACCUGUGAACAUGUCUGAUGACAGCCGUGGCUUCUUCUAUGUUUUCCAACCACGUGUUGGCCCGCCGGUCAAGGAGAUUACCAUCUGGUUUAAUGGCGGACCGGGCUGUAGCUCGCUCGAAGGCUUCUUCCAAGAGAACGGCCGGAUCCAAUGGAGCUGGGGUCAAUAUUCACCGCAGAUCAAUCCGUAUUCCUGGGUCAACCUGACCAACAUGCUCUGGGUGGAAUACCCGAUUGGCGUUGGUUUCUCUCCUGGGAACGCGACCGCGAUCAACGAAGAAGAGCCAGCGGCCGAGUUUAUCCAGUUCUUCAAGAACUUCCAGACCAUAUUCAACAUCAGCGACUACAAAAUCUACGUGACCGGGGAAAGUUAUGCAGGCAGAUAUGUGCCAUAUGUCGCCAAUGCCAUGCUCGACCAGAAUGACACAACGCACUUCAAUCUCUCAGGCGCGCUGGUGUACGAUCCCUGCAUUGGGUCCUUCGACUACGCAAACGCCCUCUCGGUGUAUCCGUUCAUCGAGCAGUACAACAACAUUCUCGGCUUCAACCACUCAUACGUCUCGUCACUUGCCGACCGAGACAAGAAGUGCGGCUAUGCGGAGUACCGCAAAGAGUACAUGCACUUCCCGCCCAAUGCGACGCAGCCGCCUCUGUACCUCAACAGCACGGCCGAUCCGGACUGCGACCUCUGGAACGAGGUCUACGACAACGCGUACGGAGUGAACCCGUGUUUCAACGUCUACGAGCCCAACCUGCAGUGUCCGCUGUUAUCUGAUCCCCUCGGAUUCCCGAGCGACCUGAUCUACUCGUAUCCCGGGCUUCCACCGUAUUUCAACCGCACCGAUGUCAAGAAGGCAAUGCAUGCACCAGUGACGACCGAUUGGGAACUCUGCACUGGCCCUGUCUUCGUUGCUGAUGGUGGACCGGAGGAUUACGGCGAUCUGAGCGCGGAUCCAUUGCAGGGUGUGCUUCCUCGGGUCAUUGAAGCCACGAACCGAGUUUUGAUUUCCAACGGCGCUCUCGAUCUCGAGAUCCUCACCAACGGCACGAUGCUUGCGAUCCAGAACAUGACGUGGAACGGCAAGCAAGGGUUCCAGAAGGCGCCGUCCAAGCCGAUCGUGAUCAAGAUCGGCGACAUUCAGUACGAGGAAGUCUUUGAGAGCAGUGGCCUGGGCGGGCUCGAUAGCUACCAGGGCGUGAUGGGCGUGCAGCACUUUGAACGUGGGCUAAUGUGGGCCGAGACAUAUCUGAGCGGACACAUGCAGCCACAGUUCCAGCCUCGAAGCAGUUUCCGUCACAUGCAAUGGCUUCUGGGGAGGACUGAUGCAUUGUGA
Messenger RNA from Capronia coronata CBS 617.96, 1593 nucleotides. Its product is annotated as carboxypeptidase D. Gene Ontology annotation, molecular function: serine-type carboxypeptidase activity. The transcript is spliced from 6 exons. Gene Ontology annotation, biological process: proteolysis. Bases 1 to 1593 code for a protein of 530 amino acids. NCBI's taxonomy places the organism in Eukaryota, Fungi, Ascomycota, Eurotiomycetes, Chaetothyriales, Herpotrichiellaceae. The record is from RefSeq and is a predicted model, not a curated record.